Messenger RNA from Fusarium musae, 1581 nucleotides. RefSeq lists its product as uncharacterized. Gene Ontology annotation, molecular function: zinc ion binding; nucleic acid binding. NCBI's taxonomy places the organism in Eukaryota, Fungi, Ascomycota, Sordariomycetes, Hypocreales, Nectriaceae. The record is from RefSeq and is a predicted model, not a curated record. Bases 1 to 1581 code for a protein of 526 amino acids. The transcript has 2 exons.
AUGCUUUCGGAACUCUCAGUACGACAUCGUUGGAGGCUGUCCAACAGUGAGAGCGACGAGUCGCCCGCCCCAGGUUUACACAAACGUUUCACCAAACGCCUCUCGCAUUUCUGGAGACGCAAACGAGACAGAUCCGACGCCAAAGUGGCUGCAAAAACAAAGCAAACAGGGGAUACCCCAUCAAACAAUGGAAAUGAUGAUCGCAAGUCAAUUGGCCAGCGAGUGCCCUACAAAGCCCUGAGCCUGCUUUUCAAGUCAGGCUACCCUGUACCUGACAUCCUGGCCCGCGCGAGGCUGCAGUGUCAGCAAAAUGUUCUCUAUACGCACAGUGGCCAUCUGGGGGGUUUUCACCCAGCCUCGCGCACCGGCCCGUUCCCGACGUUGGGUCUUGUCCCUCAGAAGCUAGACAUUUCCCCGGGGGAUCAUCACAGGGCUGCUGCUGGGGGUCCCUCUAGUCACAAAAGGCCACCAGGAAGCCCUGGCAAGUCUGGCAGCAACAGCAAGAAGCCACGCAAGGAGAACAAACAACCCGCCGACAAAGCCCAGAAUGGCGCAAAUGGUGACGGUGCUGGUGAUGAUGACGACAAAGACCAUAGCGACACAGAUAGUGACAACGACGAGGACGAUGAGGGUGAUUCCGGCCGCGAUGGGCCACGUUAUCCGCUACCCACAGGUUCCCACGAACGCAAAACAAUUGCGUGCCCAUUCCACAAGUAUCAUCCGGCUCGGUACUGCAAAUGCAAAGGUCUCCGCAUAACGUCCAUCAGCUAUGUUAUUCAGCACAUCGGCAGAGGCCACGUAUUGAAAGAAGUGAGGAUGGACGUACAGGAGACCACCUUUUCAACGGACGAUAGUCCCACUCGACCGGAAACGACGUCAGACCACAAUAAGAUCGUAUACUAUUGUCCGACAUGCCGGUAUGAGUUCCAUGGCCGUGGGGCUGAUAUCAGAUGUGAACGCCACACAGAUGCAGGAUGCAAGACAAAAAGCAUUGCGGAUACGGGCGUUUUGCUACCGGCAGAGUUCAAAAAGCUCAAAGAUGAGGUCACUGCAGCGUCUGCCAACGAUAAAUGGGACAAGAUAUGGAAAACAUUAUACCCAGGAAUACCGACACCAACCCCGUACAAUGAGGCAGAACCUGUUGCUCCAAUUGCAGUUGUUGCACAGCCACACAACCCUAUCCACCAUGGCCCGUUUCCCGGAGCUGUCAAUGAACCCUACCACCCUGCUCCUCCAGAAGAUCUCGCUCAGCAAGUACCGAAUUUUCCGCAAAACCCUCAGGAUUAUUUGAGCGACGACCCAUUUACCGACAUAUUUCAUAAUUCCUGGGGUAUGGUGAAUGAGUUUGGAGACGUGAACCAUGCUCCAAGCCACAUCCCGAACCCCGCACCGCCUGAUUUGCGGAUGACCAGGCCAGUGCCGCUGGACCUGACGCAGUGGUCUAUGCCGCCAACACAAAAUCCGUCGUUUCCAAAUGAGGCCUGGAAAAACUUCGUCGUCUGUCGCGUCUGUGGCAACGCUGGCCAUAUGGCUCGCGAUUGUCCCGUCCGACACCAGAACAACUUCGGCGGUCCUCAAUAA